AUGAAGGCAUCCGUCACCACCGUUGUCCUCCUCGCUGGGCUUGCCGUCGGUGCACCCACUAGAACUAUUCAUUCCGACCUUGAGAAGCGUCAGUUCGGCACCGGCACCGAUGGACUGAGUGCUCUGGCCUCUCUUUUCCCUAUCCUGGGCGGGGGCGGCUCUUCCACCUCGUCUGGUCUUGGUGCUCUGGCCUCACUCAUCCCUAGUCUGGGCGGCUCCUCGUCUGGAAGCGGCUUCAGUCUUCCGGGAUUCACCUUGCCCACGUCCAUCCCCGGCCUGGGCAGUCUAGGUAGCCUGGGUGGCCUGGGUAGCUCCGGCUCCUCCGGCUCCUCCGGCCUUUCGGGAUUGAGUGGACUCAGCGGACUCAGCGGACUCAGCGGCUUGAGCGGCCUCAACGGGCUGAGCGCAAGCACCACUGCCUCCAGCGCCGAGGCAGGCAGCAGCGCUAAGGCCGCCACCAGCUCCGAUUCCAACUCGGGUGUCGCCCUCUCCGGGCUCCUCGGUGAACACAUCGCUAAACGCGACCUUCUAGGCUCCAUCAGCGAAAACGGCGUCAAAAACAAAGCCGCCUGCCAACCCCUCACCUUCAUCUUCGCCCGCGGCACCUCCGAAAUGGGCAACAUGGGCUCCAUCGCCGGUCCUCCCGUGGCCACGAAACUCCGCUCCCUCCUCAACAACAAGGUCGUCGUCCAGGGUGUCGACUACCCGGCCUCCAUCGAGGGCAACGCAAUGCUCGGCGCCGCGGGAGGCACCACAAUGGCCAGCCUGGUGAAGCAGGCGUUGUCGCAGUGUCCCGAUACCAAGGUUGUGGUGGGCGGGUACUCGCAAGGCGCGAUGGUCGUGCACAAUGCGGCGAACUCGCUGAGUGAUGGCCAGAUUGCCGCGGCGGUGCUGUUUGGCGACCCGUUCAAGGCCCAGGCUGUUGGGAAAGUGGCCAAGGCGAAUGUUAAGGAGUACUGUGCGGCUGGGGACCCGGUUUGUCUGAAUGGGGCGAAUGUGCUGGCGCAUUUGAGCUAUGGGGAUGAUGCGGCCGAGGCGGCGCAGUUUUUGGUUACGGCUUCGGGGGUUAAGGCUUAG
Molecule: messenger RNA, 1077 nt
Organism: Aspergillus udagawae
Lineage: Eukaryota; Fungi; Ascomycota; Eurotiomycetes; Eurotiales; Aspergillaceae
Product: carbohydrate esterase family 5 protein
Exons: 2
Coding region: 1-1077 (358 amino acids)
Biological process (GO): carbohydrate catabolic process
Cellular component (GO): extracellular region
Molecular function (GO): cutinase activity
Source: RefSeq, a predicted model, not a curated record